AUGGCGUCUACCUCUGAAACCUCUACUGACUCUUCAAAUGAUUCUGAAAAACUUUUUUUUGACGAUGUCGAUAAACACGUAAAUUCUUUAAAUGAAAAAUAUCGCGAGAAAACUGUUAUUAAAAAAGAUACUUAUGAAAAAAUAUUAAUCGCAUUAUUACUCGAAAAAGGUAAGAGCUCUCAAACGCUUUCUGCUAAAUUUAUUUUCUGGUGUCGUAAUAAUUUUCUGCUAUCGAAAAUUGCUGGUAUUGAUGUUGUCUGUUGUGCUAAGAGUAAGAAACCGAUGUAUUUGUAUGAAUCGUUUUAUACUGUUAUAAGUGAGUCUCAUCAAAAUAUAUCACAUGUUGGAAGACAGAAAAUGCUUGCUGAAAUUUCUUCUCAAUAUUCUUGGAUUCCAAAAUUCGUCGGUGAAAUUUUUCUGAAACAUUGUUUUGCUUGUCAAGUGCGUAAACCAGUUAAACAACAGGUUGUUCCCAAACCGAUUAUUUCAUUAGGUGUAAUGACCAGAUUGCAAAUUGAUCUAAUUGAUAUGAGAACACGUCCGGAUGUUGUAUCGAAUGAUAUUGUAUACCAAUGGAUUCUGAAUUGUGUUGACCAUUUUUCGAAAUUCAGUUGGGCGUAUCCAUUACAAAAUAAAUCAGCUAGUGAAGUUGUUAAACGUUUGAGAGAGUUGUUUUAUGUGUUUGGGCCCCCACGUUUGUUGCAUUCUGAUAAUGGUCGUGAGUUUGUUGCUGAUGUUAUUCAAGACUUAAAAGUAUUGUUUCCUGGUAUGGAUUUUGUAAGAGGUCGACCACGACAUCCUCAGUCACAAGGUUGUGUAGAGAGAGCUAAUGGUGUAUUGACUGAUGCAUUAGGGAAAUGGUUAACAACAACGAAGUCACUAAAUUGGUCGGAAGGUCUUGCACCGGUUGUUUAUGGCAUUAAUACAAGAGUUGCAAGUGCAACAAAAUGUACACCUCACGAGCUGAUGUUUGGACAAAAGCCAGGAUGUGACCAAGAAUUCUGGAAGAUUGUACAAGAAAGCAAUAUUGUCGAUGAAGAAUAA
Didymodactylos carnosus is the source of this 1044-nucleotide messenger RNA. Lineage: Eukaryota; Metazoa; Rotifera; Eurotatoria; Philodinida; Philodinidae. The record is from the annotation of a GenBank genome assembly.